AUGAAUGGGGAGGAGAGGGGCAAAUACCUGGUCCUUACUCUUAAUAAUUGUGCUAAAUUUAUUGAGUCAGGAAGCAUCGUGAAUGCAGAUACUGCACUGGACUAUAUUGCUCACGUUGCAUCCCAUGAUGGUGAUGCAAUGCAGCGAGUAGCCACCUAUGUGAGUGAGGGCCUAGCUUGCCAAGCACUGAAAAAUUUUCGUGGUGUACCUAAAGCUCUGAGUUUGUCAAAAACAUUGUCAACAUCAGAAGAACUACUUGUUAAGAAAUUAUUCUUUGAUAUGUUUCCAUUUUUAGAGAUUGCGUAUGUGAUCACAAGUCAUGCCAUUGCUGAAGCCAUGGAAGGGGAAGAAGUGAUCAAUAUCAUUGAUCUCAGUGCAUCUGAUGCUGCUCAGUGGAUUUAUCUUAUGAAGAGAUUAAAAGAAAAUCAAAAUAACACACCAUUUCUGAAAAUUACAGGCAUUCAUGAGAAGAAGGAAGUGUUGGAGAAAAUGGCCAUUUAUUUGAGAGUAGAAGCAGAAAAGUUGAAUUUCCAUCUUCAGUUCAAUGCUAUUGUAAGCACUUUGGAGAAUCUUGACCUUGAAGGAUUGCCUGUCAUGAAAGGAGAGCCUCUAGCAAUCAGUUCAGUACUUCAGUUACACUCUCUUCUGGCCACUGAUGACCCAAUUGUGUGCAGCAGGAGCUUGCCUGCAGAAUCAAUGAAUCAACGAACCUUUGCAGAGAUGCUUGGGAAACAAAAGAUCAACCCGAGUUCGAAUUCAUCAUUGUUACCACUUCCUCUAUGUGCUUCUUCACCAAGAUGGUGUGCUUUCUAA
Molecule: messenger RNA, 813 nt
Organism: Gastrolobium bilobum
Lineage: Eukaryota; Viridiplantae; Streptophyta; Magnoliopsida; Fabales; Fabaceae
Product: GRAS family protein TF80-like
Exons: 1
Coding region: 1-813 (270 amino acids)
Biological process (GO): regulation of DNA-templated transcription
Cellular component (GO): nucleus
Molecular function (GO): sequence-specific DNA binding; DNA-binding transcription factor activity
Source: RefSeq, a predicted model, not a curated record